Molecule: messenger RNA, 645 nt
Organism: Cinclus cinclus
Lineage: Eukaryota; Metazoa; Chordata; Aves; Passeriformes; Cinclidae
Gene: BAK1
Product: BCL2 antagonist/killer 1
Exons: 5
Coding region: 1-645 (214 amino acids)
Biological process (GO): regulation of apoptotic process; extrinsic apoptotic signaling pathway in absence of ligand; intrinsic apoptotic signaling pathway in response to DNA damage
Cellular component (GO): mitochondrial outer membrane
Molecular function (GO): protein heterodimerization activity; protein homodimerization activity
Source: RefSeq, a predicted model, not a curated record
AUGGCCUCAGGGAGUGAGUGGAACCCUCCGAGGGUGGAGGCACACCGAGGGAGCCACAGGCGCAGGCUCAGCUCAGAAGGGCGCGUGGCGGAGGAGGCCGAGGAGGUGUUCCAGAGCUACGCCUUCUACCGCUACCAGCAGGAGCGCCAGGAGCAAGGGGCAGAGCUGCCGCCCGACCCGGAGAUCGAGCAACUCCAGCAGGACCUGGAGAGCAGCACCAGCAGCCAGGUGGGGCAGCGCUUGGCCAUCAUUGGUGAUGACAUCUACAGGCGCUACGACGCCGAGUUCCGCACCCUCCUGGAGACCCUGCAGCCCACCCGCGACAAUGCCUAUGAACACUUCACCAAAAUCGCCUCCAGCCUGUUCGAGAGCGGCAUCCACUGGGGCAGGGUGAUUGCCCUGCUGGCCUUCGGGUACCGCAUGGCCAUGCACGUGUGGCAGCACGGGGUCAGCGGCUUCCUGCGCCGCAUCGCCCGCUACCUCGGGGACUUCAUGCUGCAAAACCGCAUCGCCAGCUGGAUCGCCCAGCAGGGAGGAUGGGGGGCUGCACUGCACCGGUACAACGAAGUUUGCAUCAAGUACGUGCUGGUGGCAGCCGUGGUGGUGCUGGGGCACCUGGUGGUGCAGCGCUUCUUCACCUCCUGA